Molecule: messenger RNA, 2237 nt
Organism: Ornithodoros turicata
Lineage: Eukaryota; Metazoa; Arthropoda; Arachnida; Ixodida; Argasidae
Product: neprilysin-like
Exons: 3
Coding region: 81-2168 (695 amino acids)
Biological process (GO): protein processing
Cellular component (GO): plasma membrane
Molecular function (GO): metalloendopeptidase activity
Source: RefSeq, a predicted model, not a curated record
GACAGUUCCAUCGUCCCUCGCGCACUGACUUGCAUGUUCUAUCGCUUCCUUGUGCCUCUCCCUCAAGUCGUAAGUUCAUCAUGGCUAUGAUGCCGAUAAAGCCGCGCAAGAAACGACCAGCUUCCCUCUUUCGCUACAGCUCAGAUGCUCAAUCUACGACGGCGCCGGUGAACAUAAAGCCAGGGAUGGCGACGCUGCCGUCUGAUCCAUCCGAGGAAGAAGAUCGUCUGGAACGGAAGCGGUACAUCUGGGUGGCAGUCGUGGUUGGAGUGCUGGUCGUUCUACUCACUGCAAUUGCGCUGGUGCUCCACAAAGCACCCGUGGAGGCGAGCAUCUGCAGCGACGCAGUGUGCAGCGAGAUAUCCCGGCAGAUCGUCCAGGCUAUCGAUCUUUCUGUGGAUCCCUGCAUCAACUUCCACAAGUACGUCUGCGGUCGCUGGCGCAACGAGUACGACAUCAGCGUCGCUCAACGAGCCGUCGAUGUCUUCGAAAAUGCUGUCCGCCAUGCCCUAACUAACGAACGCGUUCCCCACAAGGAACAGAAGCCUGCCGAGAAGGCUGCCGCUUACUACCAGAGCUGCAUGCGCCUCUUCAGCGGUGGCGGCGAUGUCCAGUCUGUUCGCGACGUCUUAAGAAGCGUAGGCCUAAUGUGGCCUCAUGCGGCCCUCGUUACCGACGUCCUCGUGGCACCGCUACAACUGAACCACCAUUACGCUGUCAGCCCUGGAAUAUCUUGCUUAAUUGAGAAGAAACACCACGUCAAGUUCCAGUUCUCCCAACGCUACAAGACCUUCUUAGAUCACCGUUGGCGCAUGAUCCAACACAACACAUACAGGAAGCACUUCGAUCUCCUCUCGAUGACAUUCGCUGAACCUGGCAAGCAGACUGUGGGGUUCGAAGAUCUACUCAUGAUCGAACAGAAGAUACUUCCCCCUAUGGAAGAGGCAAUGGCGGGUUGUAUGGAGAAGAAAAACUCUGAGAGAUGUCAAAUAGUGGUGGUUGAGACACAUAAUGAGGAAGACAUCCGCAUAGUAACUCCGAAUAUGACGGGCAAGCGGUGGAGGGACGCACUGGAAGCGUCCGUCGGCAUUCCGAGCCAAACCAGGGCGGAGCUCAUUAUCAGAGACAAGAUAUUUUUCAGAGAUUAUUUCGGGAAGCUUCCCGAGGAACAGAUGCACAUGUACCAGGGAUGGAUUGCUAUUCAGGACAUGGUGCAUUUCACAAACAGCGACAUCCUGAAAAGCUUCUACGGCUCUGAGAACAACGCCUCGGUCGAACACGGCAAGUUUUGCUUCUCCGACGUCAAGGCCUACUUCGGUUACGCCGCUUACUCUUCGACUGUAACCGAAAGCAUCGACAAGCUUAUCGAAAACGACGUUAGCGCAGUCUUCGAUGGAAUUAUAAAUCAGUUUACAGCCAUCGUCAGCAAACCUGGGCAACAACUCAUGGCGAACAGAAAUUCGGUAGACAUUUUUGAUUACAUCAAGAAGUGCGCACCCGAACAAAUAACUCGCGCAUACCGUAACUACGCCGACAUGGGUAACAGUACGAUCGCCAACCGAAAGACUGCGCGGACUGGUUACCUGUCGUCCGUUGUCUACGAUAUCCGGCCACCGAAAUUCGUCACCAAUUCUACCGUACACUUCUAUCGGCAGCACGGUGACUCCUGGAACGCUUUCAUGCCCUAUUCCCUGUACGUCCCGAUGUAUGACAUCGCUGCGCCGGCCGCCCUCAAGUACGGCGCGCUGGGAUCAAAGAUUGCCGUCAAGAUCUCCGCCCUUAUGCUGAACAACACCAGCAACUUCAUCGGACGGACCUGGGUUGCCAUGGAAGAUGGAGCGGCGUGUGUCUUCGGGAGGGACACCCGACUGGAGAAUGCGACAGCGGUGCAGAAGAAGACGCUGGAGCGUCUGGUGUCCCUUCGGCCGCUGUACAAGGCGUUCCGGGCGGCCAACGUACCGGGGCAGAAACCGCUGCCAGGGAUGACGAACUUGUCGGAUGAUAUGUUGUUCUUCGUGUUCUGGUGCUACGUGCAGUGUGAAGGUCGUAGUGCUCCAUUUGAGCAGGUCUGUAACGAGGUUCUGAAGCACUCGUCAGAGUUUGCGACAGCGUAUAACUGCGCCAAGGAUACAGCGAUGAAGGGAUGUCCCUUUCUCGCCGAUGAGUAAAGAAACCCCUCGGACGACAUCGCACAAUACAGAGUAAUGGAGCGCAGUAAAAAUGUGCACUUUCUUUUC